This is a messenger RNA of Gracilinanus agilis (Agile Gracile Mouse Opossum), 2080 nucleotides long. It is a transcript of the gene MON1B, whose product is annotated as MON1 homolog B, secretory trafficking associated. Gene Ontology annotation, biological process: protein targeting to vacuole; vesicle-mediated transport. The transcript is spliced from 5 exons. Lineage: Eukaryota; Metazoa; Chordata; Mammalia; Didelphimorphia; Didelphidae. The record is from RefSeq and is a predicted model, not a curated record. The coding region runs from base 131 to 1804 and encodes 557 amino acids.
GUGGCCUCGCUUUUCCCCGUUUUCCUUCCUAGGGUCCCGGGGCGGGGGUCCUCAGACAGACCGGAGGCUGCGACAGGAGAAGCUUCCCAGCGCUGAAAGCCUUGAUCUGUCCAAACCCAGAGCUUCCGAGAUGGAGGCCCGUGGCGGAGGAGGUUUUUGCGGUGGCGAUUCGGCCUCUUUGGGGGCUGCCAGUGACAGGGAGCCUUGUGAAUCCCCUGGCGCGGAGGAGGAGGAGGAGGAGGAGGGGGAGGAGGAAGAAGAGGAAGAGGUGGAGGUUCAGGGGGCACUGGCUGGGCCCCAGAAGGUUGGCCCCACCCACCUAGAGGGGCAGGAGCUUUCAGACCAGGCCUCCUCGGAGAAAAAGUCUGACAAAGGAAGCAAGGACUCAGGAAAGCAAGGUAAAAUGCCCAACAGUGGCCAAAGAGGGGAGCUGUCUGUUCCUGGAUCUCGAGAUGAGGAAGAUGUGACGGCUGAAGGCUGGCGCAGCAGGAGAAAGCAUGUGUUCGUGCUGAGUGAGGCUGGAAAGCCCAUCUAUUCCCGAUAUGGCAAUGAAGAGGCCCUGUCUGCUACCAUGGGUGUGAUGAUGGCCCUGGUCUCAUUCAUUCAAAGUGGGGACAAUGCCAUCCGUUCUAUCUACUCCGAUGAUCGAACACUGGUCUUCUUGCAGCAGGGCCCGCUAGUUUUAGUAGCAGUAUCCCGGACCCCACAGUCAGCAGCACAGCUUCGGCGGGAGCUCCUGGGAGUGCACUCCCAGAUUGUGAGUGUGCUAACUCGGGCAGGUGUGGCAAGAGUGUUUGAGCGCCAGAGGAGCUAUGAUUUGCGGAGGCUGCUGGCUGGUUCCGAGCGGAUCCUCGAUAGCCUACUGGAUGGGGCUGAGCGGGAGCCAGGUUUCCUGCUGGGUGCAGUGCGUUGCCUGCCCCUGCCUGCCCCAUUCCGGGAUAGCCUAGGUGCCCUCCUGCAGCGGGCCACAGCUCCCAGCCUAGCCUUCUCCAUCUUGGCUGCUGGCCGACACCUGGUCACCGCGGCACAAGAGAGGGCGGUCCUGGAAGAUUGCCGCCUUGACCCAGCCGACCUCCAUCUGCUCCUGAACUUGGUGGGGGCAUCUUCUGCCUUCCGGGCUGGUGAGGUGUGGGCCCCAGUUUGCCUGCCCCGCUUCAACCCGGAUGGCUUCUUCUAUGCUUAUGUCAGCUACCUAGGUGACAGUACCAACCAUGCUCUCUGCCUCGUGCUCCUCUCCACUGAUCGUGAGGCCUUCCACGCCCUGGCUGGUUGUAAGCGGAUAGUUGAAGAAGGCCUGCAGGCCCUGGGGGCCUCCCGAGUUCUGGCUGCUGGCGGGGUAGGGUUGCCCUCCUACGGUGUCAGUGCAGUUGGUGCCCCUGACCUUCGGCACUUCCUCUACAAGCCAUUCGAUGUCCCUGACAACUAUCGCCAGCUGCCACAGUUCACCAGCCCAGAAAUGGAGGGCCCAUAUGCCAGUGAGGAGGAGCGCCAGAGGCUCUUUGACCUCUACUAUCGCCUCCAUGGGCGUCUGCAUGCUCCAUCCAGGCCCCUUCGGCUCAUCUAUCACGUGGCUGAGAAGGAGACCCUGCUUGCUUGGGUGACACCCAAAUUUGAGCUUUACGCCUGCUUUAACCCCCUGGUGACAAAAUCAGGUGCCAUCCAUGCUGUGACCAAGCUUCUGCGCUGGGUGAAGAGGGAGGAAGAUCGACUCUUCAUCCGAUACCCUCCAAAGUACUCAACUGCUCCUGGCCCAGCCCGCUAUGGGCCCACCAGGACCGACUCUGCCCUGGAGAAUGGCCUUUGAGGCUCCACUAAAAGUCCCCACCCUUGCUUUCACCUGACUGCCAUCCUGGAGAAUGAGAAGGUGGUGGCUCCAGAGAGCCCUUCCCUGGCUUGUCUUGGGGGGAAUGGGAUGGAUCCUGGGCAGACAGAAGGGCCCAAUUCCUUGACCAGGGUUUAGAGGACCCUAUUUAUGAUUGCUGCCUGAAGGCAUAGGUGCCAUGAGGGGCUUGUCUCUGGGGAGGUCUAAAAGAGUUGGUCUAGGGUGGAGGUUCCAUUUAUCAGUGACUUUGAGAGUGUG